UAAAUCUGGAACACGUGACUCUAUUCCGGCUCACCAAAGAUGGCGGCGCCCAGAGCUGUAGCGUGAAUGUGGUUGGUGAAAGACGCUGUCUCUCCGUGCUGGAAUCAGAACAGUUGGGACUGUGCACCAUGUCGCGACUGAUCGUGAAGAACCUCCCGAAUGGGAUGAAGGAGGAGCGUUUCAGGCAGCUGUUUGGCGCCUUCGGCACUCUAACGGACUGCAGCCUGAAGUUCACCAAAGACGGCAAGUUCCGCAAGUUCGGCUUCAUCGGCUUCAAGUCUGAGGAAGAGGCCCAGAGGGCGCUGGGCCACCUCCAUAAGAGUUUUGUCGACACAUCCCGCAUCACAGUAGAGUUCUGCAAGUCGUUCGGGGACCCAACAAAGCCCCGAGCCUGGAGCAGGCAUGCCCAGAAACCAAGCCAGUCCAAGCAACCUUCAAAGAACAAAGACUCCGUCCCCCGAGAAACCAAGAAAGAAGACAGGAAGAAAAAGGUAGCAGGCGAACUGGAGAAGCUGAAGGAAGACACCGCUUUCCAAGAGUUCCUGUCGGUUCACCAGAAGCGGACGCAGGUGGCUACUUGGGCUAACGAUGCCCUGGAUGCUGAGCCCGCGAAAGGGAAGAGCAAGCCGGCCGACGAUUACCUGAACUUCGACUCCGAUUCAGGCCAGGAGAGUGAGGAGGAGGACGCCGGGGAAGGCCCGGAAGAGGAAGAUGACCUUGAACCGAAGGCAGCUGUCCGGAAGGAGCUGUCGGACAUGGAUUACCUGAAAUCCAAGGUGGUGAGGGCCGAGUCGCCAUCCUCAGAGGAGGAGGAGGACGAAGAGAGUGAAGAUGAAGCCGUGAACUGUGACGAAGGGAGUGCGGCCGAGGAAGAGGAUUCCUGCGCCUCCCCAGCCCGGCAGGACGGAGCGGGGUCAGGGCCCGGCCCAGAGCAGCGGACCCCAUCUGGGGACAAGAAACCACAGGAGACCAGAGCCGAGACAGAGAAACCGGCGAUCCAGAAGGAACCCUCCACCCCCCACACUGUGAAGCUGCGGGGAGCCCCGUUCAACGUCACGGAGAAAAAUGUUGUGGAAUUCCUGGCACCUCUGAAACCAGUGGCCAUUCGCAUAGUGAGAAAUGCUCAUGGGAACAAAACAGGGUACAUCUUUGUGGAUUUCAGCAGCGAAGAGGAAGUAAAGAAAGCUUUGAAAUGCAACAGAGACUACAUGGGGGGCCGCUACAUCGAGGUGUUCAGGGAAAAGAAUGUCCCCACAACCAAGGGGCCCCCGAAGAACAGCACCAAAGCCUGGCAAGGCCGAACACUCGGGGAAAACGAAGAGGAGGAGGACCUGGCCGACUCCGGCAGGCUCUUUGUGCGAAACCUGCCCUACACCAGCUCCGAGGAGGACCUGGAGAAGAUCUUCUCCAGAUAUGGUCCCCUGUCUGAGCUGCAUUACCCCAUCGACAGCCUGACCAAGAAACCCAAGGGCUUUGCUUUCGUCACCUUCAUGUUCCCUGAGCACGCGGUGAAGGCCUAUGCGGAGGUGGACGGACAGGUGUUCCAGGGCCGGAUGCUCCACGUGUUACCCUCCACCAUCAAGAAGGGAGCCAGUGAGGACGCCGACGCCCCAGGAUCAUCCUCUUACAAGAAGAAGAAAGAGUCUAAAGACAAAGCCAACAGCUCCAGCCCUCACAACUGGAACACGCUGUUCAUGGGCCCGAACGCAGUGGCCGAUGCCAUCGCAGAGAAGUACAGUGCCACCAAGAGCCAAGUGUUCGACCACGAGACCAAGGGCAGCGUGGCUGUGCGUGUGGCCCUGGGGGAGACUCAGCUCGUCCAGGAAGUGCGGCGCUUCCUCAUCGACAAUGGGGUCAGCCUGGACUCCUUCAGCCAGGCUGCCGCAGAGCGAAGCAAGACCGUGAUGUUGGUGAAGAACUUGCCGGCGGGCACCCUGGCAGCAGAGCUGCAGGAGAUCUUUGGCCAGUUCGGCAGCUUGGGCCGAGUGCUGCUGCCCGAGGGCGGCGUCACCGCCAUCGUGGAGUUCCUGGAGCCCCUGGAGGCCCGCAAGGCCUUCAGACACCUGGCCUACUCCAAGUUCCACCACGUCCCCCUGUACCUGGAGUGGGCUCCCAUGGGCGUCUUCUCCAGCUCUGCUCCAGCCCCGCAGAAGGAAGAACCCCAAUAUGCACUGGUGGAGGCAGCUGAGAAAGUGGAGCCAGAAACUGGUGGGGACCCAGUGCUAGAUGGCGAGACCCCAGAAGGUGAGAAGCCGACAGAGGGAGCAGCAGAAGACUCUUCAGCAAAGAUGGAAGAGGAGGAGGAAGACGAGGAGGAAGAGGGCCUUCCUGGGUGUACUCUGUUUAUUAAAAAUCUCAACUUCGACACAACCGAGGAGACGCUGAAGGGAGUGUUCUCCAAAGUGGGCGUGGUGAAGAGCUGCUCAAUUUCCAGGAAGAAGAACAAAGCAGGAGUGAUGCUGUCCAUGGGGUUUGGGUUUGUGGAGUACAGGAAGCCAGAGCAGGCCCAGAAAGCCCUCAAGCAGCUCCAGGGUCACGUGGUGGACAGCCACAAGCUGGAAGUGAGGAUCUCGGAACGAGCCACUAAGCCAGCCCUGACAUCCACUCGGAAGAAGCAGGUUGCCAGAAAGCAGACAACCUCCAAGAUUCUUGUGCGGAACAUCCCCUUCCAGGCUGACAGGCGGGAGAUCCGCGAGCUCUUCAGCACCUUCGGGGAGCUGAAGACCGUCCGCUUGCCAAAGAAGAUGGCCGGGACAGGCACACACAGGGGCUUCGGCUUCGUGGACUUCCUCAGCAAGCAGGACGCGAAGAGAGCCUUCAAUGCCCUGUGUCACAGCACCCACUUGUACGGCCGGAGGCUGGUCCUGGAGUGGGCCGACUCUGAGGUGAGCCUGCAGGCCCUGCGGCGAAAGACAGCCGAGCACUUCCACGAGCCCCCGAAGAAAAAGCGGUCUGUGGUGUUGGACGAGAUCCUGGAGCAGCUGGAAGACAGUGGAAGCGACAGUGAAGAGCGAGCCCCUCAGCUGCGAGCUGGCGCCGAGAGGGGCUGCUGAGCUGGAGUUCCCGCCUGCGUCUGUCCAAGGGCCUGCUCACGUCUUGGGACUUGUCUCUUCCUACCCUGUCCUCGUUGCUUGGGACCGCAAACCCUGGUCUAGUCACCGGAGGAUCCUCCAACCCGGCUGACCUCAGGACAAGCCUGCGAGCUGCUCAUGAAGCCCGAACUCUCGGCUCAGACACCAGCCUCACUGGCUGAGCCUGGCCGUGUCCCUAAUGGCAGUCACCCUCUGCUCACGAGCU
Molecule: messenger RNA, 3297 nt
Organism: Pteropus alecto (black flying fox)
Lineage: Eukaryota; Metazoa; Chordata; Mammalia; Chiroptera; Pteropodidae
Gene: RBM19
Product: RNA binding motif protein 19
Exons: 25
Coding region: 129-3053 (974 amino acids)
Molecular function (GO): RNA binding
Source: RefSeq, a predicted model, not a curated record